Messenger RNA from Polistes dominula (European paper wasp), 7475 nucleotides. Its product is annotated as nucleolar pre-ribosomal-associated protein 1. Gene Ontology annotation, cellular component: nucleolus. Gene Ontology annotation, biological process: maturation of 5.8S rRNA from tricistronic rRNA transcript (SSU-rRNA, 5.8S rRNA, LSU-rRNA); maturation of LSU-rRNA from tricistronic rRNA transcript (SSU-rRNA, 5.8S rRNA, LSU-rRNA). NCBI's taxonomy places the organism in Eukaryota, Metazoa, Arthropoda, Insecta, Hymenoptera, Vespidae. The record is from RefSeq and is a predicted model, not a curated record.
CGUAUUACGCUAAGUGUUUGUAAUAAGUUAUAAAAUUAGGAAAAUAAAUUAAACUUUUAGUAUUUUAAUUUAUUUCCUUCGCAAAAAAAUAUAUUUUUUCUUUUUCUGUAUUUAAACUAACAUAUAUAAGUGAUCAGUAGGAAAUAUUUGAAAAUUGUAUUAUAUGUUGGCACAACUGAAUUUCUAUCAGUUCUAUAACCUCAAAUGCUUGCGCACGUGUUACUGCAUUUUGAUUGUUUAUGAUAGCCAAGGAUGCAUGUGUAUAAAAUUGUGUGAAAGUUUUAUUAUAAAUAAUAGAUAGUAUAUAAAUCAAUAAAUUAAAAAUAAUGUCACCAGUGAUUGAUAAUGAAAUUACAGAAACAAUGAGUUACAGUAGUGAACGAAAGAAACGAAAGAAACAUUCAAUAACAUCAAAUAAUAAUAUAACUUUGGAAAAUGAUGAACUUAAUAAUUCUAUUGAAACUGAUCAAAAUCAUGAUAAAAAUUGUGUUAAAGAACAUAAAAAGAAACGAAGUAAGCUUUCAUUAACACAUUCUAAUGAUAUAACAACAGAGAGUGACUGUAAUACUACUUUGAUUGAAACCGAAGGAAAUCAGGGUGAGAGUCCUAGUAAGGAACAUAAAAAGAAACGAGGUAAGCUUUCAUUAACACUUUCUAAUGGUAUAACAACAGAGAGUGACUGUAAUACUACUUUGAUUGAGACCGUAGGAAAUCAGGCUGAGAGUCCUAGAAAGGAGCAUAAAAAGAAACGACGUAGCCUUACAACAACAUUUUCUAAUGAUAAAACUGUAGAGAAUGAUAAUAAUAUUACUUUGAUUGAAGCUGAAAAAAAUCAAGAUGAGAGUCCUGUUAAUGAACGUAAAAAGAAGCGUAGUAAGCUCUCAUUAACACCUAUGAAUGGUAUAACUUUAGAGAAUGACAAUAAUGUUACUUCAAUUGAGACCAAAGGAAAUCAAAAUGAAAGUCCAGUUAAGGAACAUAAAAGAAAACGAAGUAAGCUUUCAUUAACACCUAUUAAUGGUAUAACCCCGGAGAGUGAUAAUAAUACUACUUCGAUUGAAACCGAAAGAAAUCAAAAUGAGAGUCCAGUUAAGGAACAUAAAAAGAAGCGUAGUAAGCUUUCAUUAACACCUAUGGAUGGUAUAACAACGGAGAGUGAUUAUAAUACUACUUCAAUUGAGACUGAGAGAAAUCAAAAUGAGAGUCCUGUUAAGGAACAUAAAAAGAAACGUAGUAAGCUUUCAUUAACACCUAUGAAUGGUAUAACAACGGAGAGUGACAAUAAUACUACUUUUAUUGAGGCAGAAACAAAUCAAAAUGAGAGUCCUGUUAAGAAACAUAAAAAGAAACGUAGUAAGCUUUCAUUAACACCUAUGAAUGGUAUAACAACGGAGAGUGACAAUAAUACUACUUUGAUUGAGGCAGAAACAAAUCAGGAUGAGAGUAUCAGUCAAUCUAAAAAGAAACGACGUAAGCUUUCAAUAACACCUAAUGAUAUAACUGUAGAAAAUGAUAAUAAUGUCUCUCCUAUUGAGACUGAAGAAAAUCAAGAUAAGAGUCCUGUUAAAGAACCUAAAAAGAAACGAAGUAAGCUUUCAAUAACACCUACUAAUGAUAUAACCAAGGAAAAUGAUAAUAAUACUACUUUGAUUGAUACCAAAGAAAAUCAAGAUAAGAGUCCUGUUAAAGAACCUAAAAAGAAACGAAGUAAGCUUUCAAUAACAUCUACGAAUGAUGUAACCAUAGAGAAUGAUAAUAACACCUCUAUCGAAGACGAAGAAGAGGAAGAUGAGAAUUCAGAAAAAAAAUCUGGCAAAAUUAAUGUUAAAGGAUUAUCUGGGAAAUACUUUAGAAAAGCUUUCGUUUCUCCCCAUGGUUUCGACGAAUUAAAAACUUUCGUAACUGUCUGUACAGAAAAUAAAAAGAAAGAUUUAGCUUCUGAAUAUUUAUCCGCUGGUGGAAAUAUUCUUGAAGUAUUAAGAUUGCUGGAUAGCUCUGAUAAAAAGAAUACAACUAAAGCUAGUGUCGUGUUUUCGGCGAUAAAUAUUUUGAUUAUGAAGAUUUUGGCCGAUUUUCCACAAUAUUUGUCGAGCGCUGAAGAGGCGUGUCGUCAUUUUAUUAAUUCACAUAUGUCUUCUGUACAUUCCAUGUUAUCUGCUCAAAGUAGCGCUAAGCAACGUAAAGUAGUAUUGAAAUUGCUCACAGCAAUCGUAUCCUUGGGUGGAGCUCUUCCACGAGAAUUGAUAGCUCAUUUACCUGUUCAACCGAAAGCUAUAGAAAUGCUUGUACAACACGCAAAACCAUCAGAUUCACAAAAUGUAAGAACAUGCUACAUUCAUUUCAUCCUUUCAUUCUUAAUAGAAGGAAAUGUUGCAGUUAUUAGAUCAUUAAUAGAUAAACGUGAAGUACUUACCAGCAUUUUUCCUGGAUUGAUUUACGAUAAACAAGAGAUUAUCAAUUUAUUAUUAGUUAGUUUAAAAAAAUAUAUAUUGGAAAACCCUGGAAUUAGUAAGACAUUGAAAUUGUAUGUUUUCUCAACACCCGUUGUUCAAAGUUUGAUUUCUCUUUAUAAUUGGAAGGGACCAACUAAUUGGUCUAGAGGAAAAAGUAGUAAAACUGCUAUUACUAAUGUUCCUGCGGACCAAAAAGAACUUGUUACUGAUAUAUUACAUGAUUUUUUAAUCACUUUACUCACAUCUCAUAGACAUGGUAUAAUUUUUCAUGAUCGUACCAUUGGUACUUCACGCGAGAAACAUAAUCAAUUGAUAAAUACUGUUCUUGAGAGUUUAGAACGCCCUUGGGAAUAUGCAAAGCCAUCGGAUUUAAUUGUUAAAAUAAUGGCUUGUUGUCCAAGUCUCAUCCGAUCACAGUUACUCUACUUAGAAUCUUAUCUGGAACCUAGACUCUCCAAAAAGUGGAUUACUGUUAUGACAUUUAUAAAACAGAUCAUUGAAACGGUAGAUAUGGAUGUAUGUAUAAAAACAUGUUCCCCUGAAUUAAAUACAGUUCAAUUAACCAACGCAAUAGGAUCAUUGUGCGUGUCACCAUUUUUAAUAAAAACUGUUAUUAUUCCAUCUUUAAAUCACUCUAGCAUAAUCAUACGUCACGAAGCUAUAGAAUUAUUAUUUUGUAUGAUCAAUCAAAUGAAAAAAUAUUUAUUAGCUGCAAAAUUCUAUAAUAAAAAUGAUCUUGAAGUAAAAAGCAGUGUGACAGAUUACAUCGUGAAGACUGUACCUAAUUUAAAUAUUAUAUUAAAAGUAUGGACUGACGCUUUUGUAAUAAACAAGGAUACAAAUAAUUUAUCGGAAGAUAAUAGUUUAUCCGAGCCAUCUAAACAAAAUCAUUUUUCUACAAUUUUAAAUGUACUUCAUACGUACAAUGACAUAUGUCCUGAACUUUUGAAUACAACGUUAGAUGUAGAACCUAAUUUAUUGUUUUCCGGAUUAAAUGAUUUGUAUGACAUAGAUGACGAAGAAUUAAUUAUAUUAAGGAUCAAAGCAAUACAAUUUCUACUUGUCUUAAAUUCAUCCGAAUUUACUCCAUCUAAAACAGCAUUUGCGGAAAUUUUCGAAUUUUUAAGUUUUCUUCUGAAUGAAAAUUCAUCAGUAAUUUGUUCAUAUGCAAAAACAACUACCAAAACUUUAUUAAAUAUAACAGGAUUGUUUGAUGAAUGUCACGAACAAUUGGAUAUAUGGAUAAAUGGUUUAUGUAAUGUAAAUAAUUCUGAGGAGAAAACGGAACUAGUAAAUUGGCUUAUUAAAAUCAUUAAAAAUACUAUUAAACAUAUGGAUAAAUAUGUAAAUAUGAUAAGUACAGCAAAAGAAGUUGCUAACGAUGGAAUAGCAAAUGAUAACGAAUUGAGUAAUACAAUCAAUGAAUCUCAUUCUAUCGAAGAUAGAAAGAACAUUGAACAAUUGUAUAUGCAAUCAGAUACAUCCAUUUUACCCAUUUUAUGUUGUGCAAUUAAUAAGUUAAAAGGGAAUUCUACUUUUGCUAUAACGCAAUAUAUGUCUUAUGUAUUAGUACAUACUCUACAUUAUCAAGUCAAUCCAGGACCAUUGAUAUCUUUGAUUACGGAUAUUCAAGAUUUGGAAGGAGGAAAAUAUUUACUCAGUUGGUGUUCUGAUAAUAAUCCUACCAGUUUACCAAAAAUAUUUUCAUCAAUGAAUACAAUGCAUAAAUUAAGUAAAGCAUUAUUGAAAGAUUCGACAAUAAAAUUGAACGAAUUGUUCACUGGAGAUAUAAAAUUAACUUUUAAUUAUGACAAUGAAGAAAUUAUAAUAAAUCACGCAUUAUCAACAUACGAAAUUAUGAUCCUUUUAAAAAUGACUAUAUUUUAUUUAACACAUGAUAUUCGUAAAAAUGAUUUUAACCAAAUGAAAUUUAAUAAUUAUAAAAGAAUGAUAAUGUGUUUGUUAAAUAUAGCAAAUACUAUACAAGAUGAAGAUAGUUCUAUGUUUGUAAAAAGUUUUGUUAAAACAAUAUUCAGUCAUCCGAUAAUUUUACAAUAUUUUUUCUUCCAUCAAGAUGACAACACUAUUGAGAUUGCGAUAACUAAUUUAAUUCUUGAUAUUUGUCAAAUAGUAAUGAAUGUAUAUAAUUUGACUAUAACUGAUUUACUUACGCCAUAUAAAAACAAGGCUAUUAUACAGAUUGAAAAAAUAGCAAAUGAAAAAACUCAUCAAUAUAAUUCGAUGUAUAAAACUAUUAUUACUUUAUUGGAACAAUUACAAUUUACUGCACAAGAUAUCGUACAUUUGUUUAUGGUAUUAACGAAAUUGGCAAAAAUUAAGUUUAUGCUUAAAGACACUUCUAAUUUAUCAAUGUGUGGAUACAUUUUUCCAAAGUUAUUGCAACUUUUGUGCAAUGAAAAUAUCAGAUGUGUUCAAUCCGAAGUAUCAAAAUUAGAUAUACAAUUUGUUAAAAAAGCAUUUACAUGUAUGAUUUUCUUGAAACAACAAAACAUAUCGGAUGUUAAUCUAUGGGAAACAGCUUUGCAAGAAUAUCUACAACAUUUUCCCCAUAAUAUUGCCGCCAUUAAUACAAAUACAUUUAAAUCCAUUUUGAAACAAAGCGUUGAUAAUAAAAAUGCAAAAUUAAUUUCAUUUUUACUCAACAAAAAUAUGAAAUUAUUAUCCACGUUCAUAAAAUAUGUUCUUGAACUUGAAAAUAUGAAAGAACACACAUAUUUGUUGUCGGUAAUAGAAAAUAAUUUGAAAUACACAUGGAAAGAAGAUUUAAUUAAAAAAUUGAGUGAUUCUUACAAGGAUGAAAUAUUACAUUACAUAUUACAUCCUGCGGAAUCUAAAAAUUGGAUAGAAGAAAAUGUUAAUGUCAUUUGUUAUAUUAUCGACAAAACAUUCGAUUUAGAAAAAUGUAAUGAAGUAUGUAAUACCAUUUUACAAAUUGGUGAUCAAUUAGAAAUGGUUCACACAUGUUACAUUCACAUAUUAAAGAGUUUGUAUUACAAAUACGCACAAUUAGAAGAAAAUCGUAAUAUUCAAAUAAUAAUGAAUCUCGUUCAAAUACUUGUUCACAUAAUUACAUUAACAUUAAAAAAGGAAUCUAAAAAUAUCGAUAAAGUAAUACUUUUGUGUGAAAAAUUGAACGAUACCAUUAAUUAUUUAAAAGAAAAGAAGAAUGAUUUUAUAUUUGAAGAUUUAAGUAUGAGUCAUUCUUGGCCACAAUUUACACGUUUUUCAUUGAAAAUAGGAUUUACGUUAACGAAGGAUAAUAAAACGUAUUUACCAAUAAUAAAAACUCUUGGCACAUUAUGCGAUGUGAUUUGUAAAAAUGAUAGCAAUAAUGAAUAUGCUAAGACGAUAUUUGAAAUGACAACUUCUCAUUCGGAAUUUGUUAAUACCAUGUUAAUGACAUCUUCCACAGUUAAAAGGGAUGUCGUACAGUUGUUGUGGAUCUUAAUUCAAAAGAAUAAAUCUUUAAUGAAAUCAUCACAUAUACCACUUUAUUUAUCAGCUUAUGGUGCAACAUUGUCUGAAACGGAUCAACUUAUUUUACUCAUAUUACAAUAUUACGAACGUAACAAGAUUAAAAUUCACGAAUACCGUCCAUAUUUGUGGGGUAAUGCAGCGGCGAUACAUUACAGCGUGAAAGGUGAUGUAAGCACUGCAAUUUGGAGGCAACCUUCUACUUAUGAAGUAUUGGGUUUAUUUGAACAAGAAAUUGUGGAGAAUACUAUCAAAUAUUAUCCGGUAAAUAGAUCAUUAGAGAGUAGUGAACUGUAUAAUGCAGGUGAUAUUUACGAUCCAGCAUUUUACUUACCUUUACUCUGCUACCUACUAUCGGAUAAUAAUAUCGUGGCAUGCUAUAAAAUAACACAGAGCGGAGCUUUGGCUCUUAUCUUAAUAGCAUGUAGUAGCAAUCACAGUGAAAUUCGUAUGGCAGCGUAUACCGCCAUUGCAAGAUAUUAUUUUCAUCUUGAAUCAUCGAGUUUCAAAGAAAAAGUUCUUUGGAUGCGACUUGUAGAUUCCUUACGUAACGGAAUAUUAACAACAAAAAACAAUUUGCAAGAUAUGCAUAUUAUUUCUUUGGUAUCUACCUUCUUAGCAAGAACAUCUAUAGUAGCUACUCAACCAUUGCAUCCAUUAUAUUUACCACUUCAUAAUUUUCUUAUGGUCAAACCAGCAUUGGAUUUGAAUACAGUACCAGAAUUAUUACAAUUGUUUCAUAGUUCUGAUGUUAAUCAUAAAGAACAUCGACAUUGGAUUUUGGAAACUAUUCGCGAUGGUAUCAAAACGGAAAAGGAUGUAGAAGUUGCAUGUAAAUGCAUGUUAUAUAAGAUGCUAUUAGACUUUUUUACAUGCUUGUUAUCUGAUACAAAAACAAAGAAACUUAUAUUAGAAGUAAUCGAAUCGAGUACAAAAAUUCCUAAAUCGUGUCUUUUACUUAUACGAGGAUACGGAUUACUUUGUUGGUUGACAGAAACUGUGUUACGAUUGAAACAUUGUGACGCUCAAUGGGUAACUCUUAUAAUUAAUAUUGUGUCAAAUAUUUUGAAAACCCUUUUGGGUGUUAAGAAAGAAUAUGAUUUUUAUAAAAUUUUGUUACUAAAGAUUCUCUUAUCUUUACAAAAACAUUUAACUCUUGGAAUAAGUAUAAGCUCGUUCGAGCAAUAUCUUAAUCUGUUACAAACAUUACUGGCAUCAAAUGAUCUUAAAAAUGUUAUAAGUAAAGAGGAUAUGGAAAGUAUAGUCGAUUUUUCCAAAAAUCUUAUUGGGAAAAUAGACGAAUGCGAAAAUAUGCUAAAUCAUGGUUGUAAAUUCGUUAAUAAGGCAGAACAUUCGAACAUGAAUGAAAACGAAUUGGAAAAAACGCGAAAAAGUAUGCAAGCGUUGGUUUGGACGUGGUUUAGAUACGGUGUAAGAUGACAUUAAUAAUAAAUUGAUUUUAAUUGUAAAUCGUGAUUACUUACCGUACUAUUGUACUGUCCUUAUUUUUAGAAUGUUUCCCUUAUU